CUCUGGCGGGGGCGACAGCGGCGGCGCGGGCGAACGGUCUGGAGUAAUGACAAACACAUUUGGCCUCGAGUGAAAAAGUCGUCGUUGCCUCGCAUUCCAGCAACUGGGAUUUAAGGAAUUUGGAGCUGCACUCCAAGGGGCCCUCAUUGUGCACGGUGGUCCCCACCCCCCACUGGUCUCCACUCGCCUCCUUCUCAGUGGAAUCGUUUCUGCAAAGCCCGGUGCUCGUUUUUUCUGCUCAGUCCCGGCCGCAAGCAGAAAAGAGUGCAAGCUUCCCCCAAAGUGCUGACCUUCUUGUGAGGAAGUCAGAAACUACCCGAAACGGACAAAGUUGGCUGCUGUUUUCCGGAGCUAUGGGGACUUCCCAUCAGGCCUUCCUGGUCUUCGGCUGUCUCCUCACAGGGCCGGGCCUAAUCCUCUGCCAGCUUUCAUUACCCUCCAUCCUUCCAAAUGAGAAUGAAAAGGUUGUGCAGCUGAAUGCAUCCUUUUCUCUGCGGUGCUUUGGGGAGAGUGAAGUGAGCUGGCAGUACCCCAUGUCUGAAGAAGAGAACCCCAAUGUGGAAAUCAUAGAUGAAGAGAACAACAGUGGCCUUUUUGUGACAGUGCUGGAAGUGGCCAGUGCCUCGGCGGCCCACACUGGCUUGUACACUUGCUAUUACAACCACACUCAGACAGAAGAAAGCGAGAUUGAAGGCAGGCACAUUUACAUCUAUGUGCCAGACCCGGAUGUGGCCUUUGUGCCUCUAGGGAUGACAGAUUAUUUAGUCAUCGUGGAAGAUGAUGAUUCUGCCAUCAUACCCUGCCGUACCACAGACCCGGAGACUCCUGUGAUCUUACGCAACAGUGAGGGACUGGUGCCUGCCUCUUAUGACAGCAAACAGGGCUUCAAUGGGACCUUCAGUGUGGGGCCCUACAUCUGUGAGGCCACCGUAAAAGGGAAGAAGUUCCAGACCAUACCCUUUAACGUUUAUGCUUUGAAAGCAACAUCAGAACUGGAUCUAGAAAUGGAGGCUCUGAAAACUGUGUAUAAGUCAGGAGAAACGAUCGUGGUUACCUGCGCUGUUUUUAACAAUGAGGUGGUCGACCUGCAGUGGACUUACCCUGGAGAAGUGAAAGGCAAAGGAGUCACGAUGCUGGAGGAAAUCAAAGUCCCAUCCAUCAAAUUGGUGUACACAUUGACGGUCCCUGAGGCCACGGUGAAAGACAGUGGAGAUUAUGAAUGUGCUGCCCGCCAGGCCACCAAGGAGGUCAAAGAAAUGAAGAAAGUCACCAUUUCUGUCCAUGAGAAAGGGUUUGUUGAAAUCAAACCCACCUUUGGCCAGCUGGAAGCUGUCAACCUGCAUGAAGUCAGACAUUUUGUGGUGGACGUGCAGGCCUACCCCCCUCCCAGGAUAUCUUGGCUGAAGGACAACCUGACUCUGAUUGAAAAUCUCACUGAGAUCACCACUGAUGUGGAAAAGAUUCAGGAAAUAAGGUAUCGAAGCAAAUUAAAGCUGAUCCGUGCUAAGGAAGAAGAUAGUGGCCAUUAUACUAUAAUAGUUCAAAAUGAAGAUGAUGUGAAGAGCUAUACUUUUGAACUAUUAACUCAAGUUCCAUCCUCUAUUCUGGAUUUGGUCGACGACCAUCAUGGCUCCAGCGGAGGACAGACUGUGAGGUGCACGGCUGAGGGCACACCUCUUCCCGACAUUGAGUGGAUGAUCUGCAAGGAUAUUAAAAAAUGUAAUAAUGAAACGUCAUGGACAGUCUUAGCCAACAAUGUCUCAAAUAUCAUCACGGAGAUCUACCCUCGAGGCAAGAGUACCGUGGAGGGCCGAGUGACAUUUGCCAAAGUAGAGGAGACCAUUGCAGUUCGAUGCCUGGCUAAGAAUCUCCUUGGUUCUGGGAACCGAGAGCUGAAGCUGGUGGCUCCCACCCUGCGUUCUGAGCUUACGGUGGCAGCCGCAGUCCUGGUGCUGUUGGUGAUUGUGAUCAUCUCACUUAUUGUCCUGGUUGUCAUUUGGAAACAGAAACCAAGGUAUGAAAUUCGCUGGAGGGUCAUUGAAUCAAUCAGCCCCGAUGGACAUGAAUAUAUUUAUGUGGACCCGAUGCAGCUACCUUAUGACUCGAGAUGGGAAUUUCCAAGAGAUGGACUAGUGCUUGGUCGCAUCUUGGGAUCUGGUGCAUUUGGGAAAGUGGUUGAAGGAACAGCCUAUGGAUUAAGCCGGUCCCAGCCUGUUAUGAAAGUAGCAGUGAAGAUGCUCAAACCGACUGCCAGGUCCAGUGAAAAACAAGCUCUCAUGUCUGAGCUGAAGAUAAUGACUCACCUGGGGCCACAUUUAAACAUCGUCAACUUGCUGGGAGCCUGUACUAAGUCAGGCCCCAUCUACAUCAUCACUGAGUACUGUUUCUAUGGGGAUCUGGUCAACUAUUUGCAUAAGAAUAGGGAUAGCUUCCUGAGCCGCCACCCAGAGAAGCCAAAGAAAGAGCUGGACAUCUUUGGAUUGAACCCUGCUGAUGAGAGCACACGCAGUUACGUGAUUCUAUCUUUUGAGAACAAUGGUGAUUACAUGGACAUGAAGCAAGCCGACACUACACAGUACGUCCCCAUGUUGGAAAGAAAAGAGGUCUCCAAGUAUUCGGACAUCCAGAGAUCACUGUACGAUCGCCCGGCCUCGUAUAAGAAGAAAUCUAUGUUAGACUCAGAAGUCAAAAACCUCCUUUCAGAUGACAACUCAGAAGGCCUUACUUUGUUGGAUUUGUUGAGCUUCACCUAUCAAGUUGCCCGAGGAAUGGAGUUUUUGGCUUCCAAAAAUUGUGUCCACCGGGAUCUGGCUGCUCGCAAUGUCCUCCUAGCACAAGGGAAGAUUGUGAAGAUCUGUGACUUUGGCCUGGCCAGGGACAUCAUGCACGAUUCCAACUACGUGUCGAAAGGCAGUACCUUCCUUCCUGUGAAGUGGAUGGCUCCCGAGAGCAUCUUUGACAACCUCUACACCACGCUGAGCGAUGUCUGGUCUUAUGGGAUUCUGCUCUGGGAGAUCUUUUCUCUUGGUGGCACACCCUACCCUGGCAUGAUGGUGGAUUCUACCUUCUACAAUAAGAUCAAGAGUGGGUACCGGAUGGCCAAGCCUGACCAUGCCACCAGUGAAGUCUAUGAGAUCAUGGUGCAGUGCUGGAACAGUGAGCCAGAGAAGAGACCCUCCUUCUACCACCUGAGCGAGAUAGUGGAGAAUCUUCUGCCUGGACAAUAUAAAAAGAGUUAUGAAAAAAUUCACCUGGACUUCCUGAAGAGUGACCAUCCCGCUGUGGCACGCAUGCGUGUGGACUCGGACAACGCAUACAUUGGUGUCACCUACAAAAAUGAGGAAGACAAGCUGAAGGACUGGGAAGGUGGCCUGGAUGAGCAGAGACUGAGCGCAGACAGUGGCUACAUCAUCCCUCUGCCUGACAUUGACCCUGUUCCUGAGGAGGAAGACCUGGGCAAGAGGAACAGACACAGCUCACAGACCUCUGAAGAGAGUGCCAUUGAGACAGGUUCCAGCAGCUCCACCUUCAUCAAGAGAGAGGACGAGACCAUUGAGGACAUCGACAUGAUGGAUGACAUUGGCAUAGACUCCUCAGACCUGGUGGAGGACAGCUUCCUGUAACCAGCAGAUUUGGGGUGUACCUUCUACUCCAGGAGCCACUUUCGGGUCCCUCUAAGAAAACCACUUUAUCACAAUGCAACGGUCCAGAGGAGGAUUGGGUGAUGUGUGAAGUUCCCAGCCAAGGGCCUCAGGGAGCCUUCUACAUAGGAACGAAUGGGAUACUUUGAAAUGAACUUUUUCAGCGUUGUCUCUUGCAAUGCUUCAGGAGCAUCUCAGCGGUGUGUGAAGUUUGGAAAUAGGUGGACAAGGGAAUAAUAAGGCCACAGAAGUCGAGCUUUGUGUUUCAAGGGCAUUGGUGAGAUUCCCACAGACAGAAUUCGUACUGCAACAAAACUCUAGCAUUGUAUUUAUGUAAAUAACUCUAACCAAGGAUGUGUUUAGAUUUGUAUUAACUAUCUUCUCUGGACUUCUGAAGAGACCACUCAAUCCAUCCAUGUACUUCUCUCUUGAAACCUGGUUAUCAGCUGCUGUUGAACUUUUUAAUGAAGUGCAUGCAAAACCACUCUUGAACCUUAAAAGGUACUGGUACUAUCACAUUUUACCUUUUUUUUUUUUUCAGCGUUAAAGAGAUAAAAGAUAACGAUUAACCAACCUUGUUUGAUAGAUUUGGGUCCUUUGGAAGCCCAACAACUCAUUUUCGUAUUGUAAUCAAUGUUUAUAAUAAUACUACUGUUACCAGUAAUGCUAAAUGUGUAAUAUGUAACAUGAUUUCCCUACAGAGAAAGCACAAUUAAAAAAAAAAAAAACCUUACUAGGUAGGUGACAAGUUUGACAGUUUCUGACAUUUAUAUUAAAUAACAUGUUUCUCUAUAAAAUAUGAUAAUAGUGUUAGUUGAUUAAAUUUAGUAAGCAUAGAGAGCAAAGUAUAAGUAGUGAUGUCCAGGAAGUCAAAGCUUUUAAUUGUGUACUAAAUAGGUUCCCUAAUCCAUGAUACUAGAAUCAGUUAAUGACCCACAAAGUAAUGGGAUUAGAAAUAAGCAAAACCCCUGAAUCCUCAGUGUGCCCGAUAGAAAGGCAUGAGCCUGUGCCAAUGACUUCUUGUGUCAUGAUCCAGUGGAAUUUACAACAGUCAGCAAGAAGAAAGGAUUUGCAGAGAGACUUCUUUCAUGACCUGUGAUAACUAUGGUGGAUCCCCAAAUCUACAAACCUUAAGAACCAGAAGGAUGCUCUAACAUCAGCGUCUUUCAUUCAUCUCUUUCCCCCAAGAGAGAGUUUAAAACCCUGAGACGAUAAAGGUGUUGUUUCAUGAAGGCUGAGUGUGCAUUAGCCUGACACUAAUUCCCACAUAUGACCGGCAGCUACAAUCACUAGAUUCUAUGUCUCCAUUCCAGAGAUUCUGGAUUCGUUUGAGGGAAGCAGGGACCUCUAUGUUAAUAACUCCCUGGCUAUUCUGAUCAGUCACUUUUCAAAAACACUGGCUUAGGUUGCCAUGGGGAAAAAAAAAUAAUUGGAAAUUUGGAACUGAGCUAAAAGUCAACCAUGUCGGAAGCCUACUAUUUAAGUCCUUUUGGCUUUAGGUCACUGACAUUUAAUGCCAUAUAUCUAGCAAUUGCUGCCCUUAAUUUAACUUUCCUGUCUUAGUUGAGGCUUGGAAAGCUAAAUCUUGGUUUUGGCACAUCUUCUAAAAGUUUGAGACAAAGUAAAGUCACAGCUUCCUACUGCACGGUGGAACCGAUUUGUCCCCCUCAAGGAAAAGGACGCAAAAUACAUGACACAAUUCUGUUUGCAACAUUUCCUGGUCUCUGGACAGAUAGCCAGGUCAAUAUUCUGGUGAAAAAGAUUAAAAAGUUUUCCUAAUAUUUUGGGAUUAGGUGGGAGGAUGGACUGUCACAUCCAUCCAAACUGUCAAAUUGGUUAGUGCGGGUUCAUCGGCAUUCUCCGCAAUGUUCUUAAUUGCCGACACCAAAUGAAUGAAACAUGGGCUGUGAUUACUGCAAUCACUGUAUGUGCUUCCGGCAGGUGAUGCUUUGGAAGAUGUAGCAGCAAUAACGAGGUACUUGACUACCCACUGGUGUCAUCUCAAUGCAAGCCCCAACUUUCUUACCCACCUUUUUCAUAGGAAGUGUGAAGACUGAGCCAGAUUGGCCAAUUAAAAACGAAAACCUGACUAGGUUCCGUGGAGCCAAUUAGACUUGAAAUACAUUUUGUGUGUUUCUAGAAUCACAGCUCAAGCAUUCUGUUUAUCACCCACUCUCCCUUGCACAGCCUUAUUUUGUUGGUGCUUUGCAUUCUGAUGUUACUUUGAGUCUUGCAUGACAUCACCGAGGCUGAACAAAGAUUCUCAGACCAGCCGCUUUCAGUCCUUACAAAUGCUCCCACCUAGGAUGAAAUGGGACUCUUUUUAUUCCCCCUUGCAGUGUUUUCGGUGUGUCUCAGAUUUGCUUCCUUUUGAAUCUCCUGCAAAGUCCCCCUCGAGAAAAAUUGCCAAUCCUUCCUUGCUUUCUAUUUUUAUGAUGACAAUCAAAGCUGACAUGCGAAACACAAUUUGUGACUUUUUUUUUAAAUGAUGGGUAAUAUCCUUAAAAUGUGGUCUGCCAAUCUGUACAAAAUGGUCCUAUUUUUGUGAAGAGGGACAUGAGAUAAAAUGAUGUUAUACAUCGAUAUGUAUAUAUGUAUUUCUAUAUAGACUUGGAGAAUACUGCCAAAACAUUUAUGACAAGCUGUAUCACUGCCUUUGUUUAUAUUUUUUUAACUGUGAUAUUCCCCACAGGCACAUUAACUGUUGCACUUUUGAAUGUCCAAAAUUUAUAUUUUAGAAAUAAUAAAGAGAAAAAAUACUUACAUGUUCCCAAAA
Molecule: messenger RNA, 6417 nt
Organism: Ictidomys tridecemlineatus (thirteen-lined ground squirrel)
Lineage: Eukaryota; Metazoa; Chordata; Mammalia; Rodentia; Sciuridae
Source: RefSeq, a predicted model, not a curated record